AUGGCUGAUGUGUCGCUGACUUCGGUGAAGAUUGCGAAGUUAAAUGGCUCGAACUAUCGAGCAUGGUCGUUCAAUAUGCGUUUAUACUUGGAAAGCCUAGAUCUGUUUGAGCAUGCAGAAGGUACGGCUGAAAGUCUUGGAAGUAGUGCUACCGAGAACGUACGUCGAAGCUUCAAUUCUAGUGCGAAGAAAGCGUGGACUCACAUCUGUUUAGCUAUUGAACCGGAGUAUCAAAUACACGUACGAGAUACAAGACCAGCGAAAGAAGCUUGGGGUGCUUUAAAAGGUCAGUUUGCUCGUGAAUCAUUGUUGCACUAA
This is a messenger RNA of Paramuricea clavata, 318 nucleotides long. The record is from the annotation of a GenBank genome assembly. Lineage: Eukaryota; Metazoa; Cnidaria; Anthozoa; Malacalcyonacea; Plexauridae.